AUGUCAACCCCCACAACCACAACCACAACCACAACCACCCCAAACCCCCAUCCCUCCCCACGGUCCAGAACCCUCCACCGCCUCCACACCCACCCAACCCUGCCCCCGCACCGCCGCCGCAUCUACCAGACCCUCCUCACCGUCCCCGCUGGCCGGUGGACGACCUACGCCGCCCUGGCGCGGCACCUGGGCACGAGCCCGCGGGCCAUCGGCGCGGCGAUGCGGCUGAACCCCUUCGCGCCGGAGGUGCCCUGCCACCGCGUGCUGGGCGGUGGCGGGCGGUUGCUGGUCGGGUACUCCGGGGCCCCUGGGGCGGGGGCGCCGGGCAAGGCGAAGGAGGGCGUGGGGAUGAAGCGCCGGUUGCUGGAGGCGGAGGGGGUGCGGUUUGAUGGGGAGGGGGUGGCGCGCGGGGUUUGUUUUGUGGAGUUUCCUGAGGUAGUCUCAUCAUCUUCUUCAUUGAAAUGA
Molecule: messenger RNA, 465 nt
Organism: Aspergillus japonicus CBS 114.51
Lineage: Eukaryota; Fungi; Ascomycota; Eurotiomycetes; Eurotiales; Aspergillaceae
Product: MGMT family protein
Exons: 1
Coding region: 1-465 (154 amino acids)
Biological process (GO): DNA repair
Molecular function (GO): methylated-DNA-[protein]-cysteine S-methyltransferase activity
Source: RefSeq, a predicted model, not a curated record